This is a messenger RNA of Stylonychia lemnae, 669 nucleotides long. The record is from the annotation of a GenBank genome assembly. NCBI's taxonomy places the organism in Eukaryota, Ciliophora, Spirotrichea, Sporadotrichida, Oxytrichidae.
AUGAAAUAAGUAGCGAAAAAAGGAAAUAAGGAAAGCAAGCAUCCUCUGCUAAUUAAGAAUAAGAAUGAAGUGCCCACGACCAGUACAUUCCUUUGUGUACCAACUAAUUAGAAAAAGCCUGAGACUGAAGAAGGCAAAAGUUUCCGCACAGUAAUCUUUCUCUUUAUGAUCUUGCACGUAAUUUUCUCAUUCGGCUCCUUUUUCCUUAUCUUUGGAAUGAUGCUCACUUUUCGCCAAGUUAUCUACAUAUACCUUUGUUUCUACAUUUACAUGACCCUAAGCAGUAUAAUGACUGUUAUAUAUUCAUUGCUGGUAUUAUUCGGUGCUGCCUAUGGAAUGGUUGACAUGUUUAGUAACAGCUAUGAGGGAGCAUAAGCAUUCUUUAUCUACAUGGCUUUGAACCUUCUAAACGGAUAUCAGGCGAUACAUGCUUUCUAAAAGAUGAGGGAGUACUCUGAUUCGAAGUAGCAGAAGAACAAAAAAUAAAUUUCUUAAUAAGGUAAUGAAGAUGAUGAAUCUGACGAUGAUGAUGAAUCUAGUGAUGAAGAAGAUCCUAAAGCUAAGGCACUUAAAUUAAAGAUAGAGCUUUAACAAAAGCUAAUAGAAGAGAGCAUUGCUAAACAUAUGAAAGAACAACUUAAAUAAUUGAAAAAAGGAGAUUAGAAAUGA